Drosophila eugracilis is the source of this 2559-nucleotide messenger RNA. It is a transcript of the gene myo, whose product is annotated as growth/differentiation factor 8. Gene Ontology annotation, biological process: SMAD protein signal transduction. Gene Ontology annotation, cellular component: extracellular region. The record is from RefSeq and is a predicted model, not a curated record. Gene Ontology annotation, molecular function: growth factor activity; cytokine activity. The transcript is spliced from 4 exons. Lineage: Eukaryota; Metazoa; Arthropoda; Insecta; Diptera; Drosophilidae. The coding region runs from base 326 to 2182 and encodes 618 amino acids.
AGGCAUACAUUCGUAUGUAUGUGUGUAUAUGUACAUAUGUUCCGAUCGUCUCCGAUCAGCUGCUCAGAUCCACCUCGUCAUCCAACCGCACAGCCAACGGAAUCUCCGGUUUUCAAUAUUUAACUUGCCUAUUGGAAAAACUAAAUAAUACGUACAUAUUUGGAUACCGUCGCAUACUAUUAUUAACUAUGUGUUGCUUAUCAAUAAAUACUCAAAUUAAUAACAAUGUGAAGAAAGUGAAAUAUAUCCAAAUCCAUAGUCCAACUGUUAUUUCAAUAUAAAGCAUUUAAUAAGUACAUCACCAACAACGGUUUGAUCAAAAAUCAUGCUGAGCAAAUCAUGCAGUGGUUGGAAAAAAUACAAAACUCAAGAUCAAGACCAUAGAAUCUUAAAAACAGAUAACACCUUAAAAGAAAAAACUGCUCAAAACCACUCAAAUUCAGGUGAUAUUCAUAUAAUAAUACACCCCAACGAAAUCGAAUUUCCUUGCAUAUUUUUUUGUGACUACAGAACAAAAAGAACCGAACGAAUGAUUAUCAUUAAAGGUUCAAAAUGUAAAUUCCAUAUCAACUUAUGUGUUGCGAUUGCAGUGAUUUUAGUCUUAGCGGCUGCACGGAGUUCUUAUGCUGAGACGGAAAUCAAAAGGCUUCCUAAUUCUUCCAACGUGAAUAUUAGUGAGGACAUUUCUUUGUUGAGUAACGAAAAAAAUAUUAAUACAAACGUACUUUAUCAAAAGAAUGACUCUUCUUCGAUAUCUGCGGAGGAAAAGAAAAAUGAAAAUACGGCAUUAUUCCAAAUAAAAGUACAAAGUAAGCUGGGAAAAAAAAGUUCCUCUUUACCAAAGGUAUCAGUUUCAGGAAAUUUUACAAGAGUUCAAGGCGUAUCUAUGUAUCGCAAUACCUUACUCAAUCUAGAAAGUAUAUUACAACGUCAAUUGCGUGAGAAAGCCAAAGUGGACAGUUUAGAGUCAAUUAAAAUGCACAUACUUAUGCGAUUGAAUUUAAAAACUCUUCCCAAUAUUACGAAACCAGUAUCAGUACCACAAAAUAUAAUAGAUAACUUUUAUAAAGAUUUUAAUACAUCCUCGAAAAAUAAUGUUUGGAGCCGCACGGCGAAUACAGACGAAACUUAUUUAUUGCCAAAAUCAACAGCAUCAGAAAAUAUUAAACAAAAUGAUACACAUGACAACGAAAGCGCGUCUAAAUUCUUUGAUGAAAGUUUGUCCUCUCAAAUGCAAGGAGAUGACGCUAACACAGUUAAUGAAUUUCAAUUAACGCAUGGAAUAGAUUUCAAUAAAAAUAAAGAUAAAAAAGUUCAUAUUCCCAAUAAUAACAACGGAGAGGAAUACGAAAGUAUUCUAUCACACAUAAGCAGCAUAUACAUAUUUCCUGAACAAAAUCCACCUCAUGUCCGUCACAACCGCAAGGCCGAUAUUUUUCGUUUUAAAAUUGAUAGUAGUUAUUCGGAAUUAUCUUACGCUACACUUCAUUUAUAUUUACGUGGUUGGGAAUGGAUAAACAGUCACCAGCCGGAACUCAUUGAAGAGAUUAAAAACCAGCCUAGUAAAGAUAUCGUUGUAACUAUUCACCGUGCUGUAGAGCGCACAAAUACUUCAAGUUUUAACAAUAAAGUCAAAAUAUUCGAGUUUCGACAAAAUAUUCCUAUGGGACUUGGCCAAUGGGUUAACAUUGAUUUGAAAUCUCUAUUUGGUGAUCUUGGUUCAAAUAAUACGCAGGAAAUUCUUAUAAAGGGCGCAGAAGCCUGGAUGAAGUCAUUAGUAGUGACAACUGACAACACAUCAAAAAGCCCAUUGACAGUUCAUAUUGAAAUCGGUUCUCAAAAAAAGCAUCGGAGAAAGCGCAGCGUUUAUAUGGACUGCACAGAGAAUGAUCAUGACAUGCGAUGUUGUCGUUAUCCACUUAAAGUAAAUUUCACCAGCUUCGGAUGGCAUUUUGUGGUAGCACCAACGUCUUUCGAUGCAUACUUUUGCAGUGGCGAUUGCAAAGUUGGUUAUCUUGAGCAAUAUCCCCAUACGCACUUAGCAGCUUUAACGACUUCGGCAACACCAUGUUGCUCACCAACAAAAAUGAGUUCCUUAAGUUUGUUAUAUUUUGACGACAACCAUAAUCUGGUGUUAAGUGUUAUACCAAAUAUGUCUGUUGAGGGUUGCAGUUGUUCCUAGUGAACUAAUUUAAGACAACUCAAAAGUUUUCUGUUGAUAACAUACAACUAAUAAAUAAUUUUAUGUAAAUAAAUACACACCGGCGAUAAUUAUACGAAUGGAGAAAAUCCCCAGAUCUUACCUAAAAAAUAUGUUUAACCGACGAAAUCGCAUUACAUGCUUUUAUGGCAUAUUUACUAUAUUAAUAUAAAAGUGUCAGUUAAAAAGACACAAGUUGUUCUGUUAACUAUGGUAUUUUGGAGUACAUCCUUACUUUAGCUCAUGAGAUAUGAAAACAAACAAAAAUGUUUGAUUAUGUAUUAAACUUUGCCUAUAUGGUGAAAUAUACUCCUUAAACUAAAAAAUAUAUACUUUAAAUAAAAGCUUGUAUGAUGAGA